CGAGGAUCGUCCGCCGGGAACGCGGUGUCCCCUAACCCCUUCGCAGGCCGCCGAGGCAGGAGGACCGCGCGCGGCGAGAUGGCGGCAGCCGGGCGGGCUCGGGGCUGGGCACCGCGGUCAGUGCUGCCACUGCUGCCGCUGCUGCUGCUGCUGCUGCCGCCGCCCCCCGCCGGGUGCGCGACCGCUCGGGACCCCGCGGCCCCGGCGCGGCUCAGCCUGCAUCCGCCCUACUUCAACCUGGCCGAGGCGGCGAGGAUUUGGGCCACCGCCACCUGCGGGGAGCAGGAGCCCGGCAGCACGCGGCCCCGGCCCGAGCUCUACUGCAAGUUGGUGGGGGGGCCCACCGUCCAGAGCAGCGGCCAUACCAUCCAGGGCCAGUUCUGUGACUAUUGCAAUUCCGAGGACCCCAGGAAAGCACACCCCAUCACCAACGCAAUUGAUGGAUCCGAACUUUGGUGGCAAAGCCCUCCUCUCUCCUCAGGCACGCGAUACAACAAAGUCAACGUCACCUUGGAUCUGGGGCAGCUUUUCCAGGUGGCCUAUAUUUUAAUUAAAUUUGCAAAUUCUCCUCGCCCUGAUCUUUGGGUCUUGGAAAGAUCCGUCGACUUCGGAAGCACCUACUCACCUUGGCAAUAUUUUGCUCAUUCUAAAGUAGACUGUUUGGAACAGUUUGGACAGGAAGCAAAUAGGGCGAUCACGCGAGACGAUGAUGUACUUUGCACUACUUAUUAUUCCCGGAUCGUGCCCUUGGAGAAUGGUGAGGUUGUGGUGUCCUUGAUAAAUGGUCGUCCAGGCGCAAAAAAUUUUACUUUCUCUCACACCCUGAGGGAGUUCACCAAGGCAACAAACAUCCGCCUGCGUUUUCUCCGAACCAACACUCUUCUUGGACACCUCAUCUCCAAAGCACAGAGAGAUCCAACCGUCACUCGGCGGUAUUAUUAUAGCAUAAAGGAUAUCAGCAUUGGUGGGCGGUGUGUUUGCAAUGGCCAUGCUGAAGUGUGCAGUGCAAACAAUCCUGAAAAACUGUUUCAGUGUGAAUGCCAGCACCACACCUGUGGGGAGACAUGUGAUCGCUGUUGUGCAGGGUACAAUCAGAGGCACUGGCGGCCUGCCACGCGGGAGCAGCGCAAUGAGUGUGAAGCAUGCAACUGCCAUGGCCACGCCAUCGACUGCUACUAUGAUCCAGAAGUUGAGAGGCAGCGGGCAAGCUUGAAUAGCCAAGGCAUCUACGCAGGUGGAGGGGUCUGCAUUGACUGUCAGCAUAACACAGCUGGUGUAAACUGUGAAAAGUGUGCUAAGGGCUAUUACCGCCCUUACGGCGUUCCGGUCCGUGCCCCCGACGGCUGCAUCCCCUGCAGCUGUCACCCCGACCACGCGGAGGACUGUCAGCAGGGCUCGGGCCGCUGCACCUGCAAGCCCAACUUCCGCGGAGACCACUGUGAGGAGUGUGCGGCCGGCUACCACCAUUUCCCGGUUUGCUCCAGAAUUCCCAUUUUCCCUAUUUCUACACCAAGUUCAGAAGAUCCAGUAGCUGGAGAUAUAAAAGGCUGUGACUGUAACCCGGCAGGAGUGCUCCCCGAGAUAUGUGAUGCCCACGGGCGGUGUCUGUGCCGCCCCGGGGUGGGGGGCCCUCGGUGCGAUGCCUGCCGCUGGGGUUUCUACUCCUUCCCUGUUUGCCAAGGUUCCAGCAGUGUCUGUGACCCAGCCGGAACCCUGGACUCCAGUUUGGGGCAUUGCCGAUGCAAGCUUCAUGUUGAAAGUCCUACUUGUAGCAUCUGCAAACCAUUAUAUUGGAAUCUGGCCAAAGAAAACCCCAGUGGAUGUUCAGAAUGCCAGUGCCAUGUGGCGGGAACCGUGAGCGGAAUUGGAGAGUGCGGGCAGUUAGAUGGUGACUGUCACUGUAAGUCCCACGUCGGUGGUGAUUCCUGUGACACAUGUGAAGAUGGAUAUUUUGCUUUGGAAAAGAGCAGUUACUUUGGGUGUCAAGGGUGUCAGUGUGACAUUGGUGGAGCCGUCACCCCUGUGUGCAGCGGACCCUCUGGAGUCUGCCGGUGCCGAGAGCACAUCAUAGGGAAGACCUGCCAGCGACCUGAAAACAACUACUAUUUCCCGGAUUUGCAUCAUAUGAGGUAUGAGAUUGAAGAUGGCACUACACCCAACGGAAGAGCGCUUCGGUUUGGAUUUGAUCCCCUGGAGUUUCCUGAGUUCAGCUGGAGAGGGUAUGCUCAGAUGACCUCGGUACAGGUCAAAAGAGGAUCUCGGUUGCUGAGGGAGUGCGUUUUCACUGAACCUUUAAUUAAUGAAGUAAGGAUCGUGUUGAAUGUGGGGAAGUCAAGUCUCUCCUUGUUUUGGGUUGUUCUGAGAUAUAUUAACCCUGGAGCUGAAGCAGUAUCUGGCCGUGUAACUAUUUAUCCAUCCUGGGCUAAGGCAGAUGCUGCUCAAAGCAAAGAGACCAUCUUCCAGCCGAAUAAGGAGCCGGCCUUUGUCACCGUACCCGGAAAUGGUUUUGCAGAUCCAUUUUCAAUUGUACCAGGAACAUGGAUCGCUUGUAUUAAGGCGGAAGGAGUCCUCCUGGACUACCUGGUGCUGCUCCCCAGGGACUACUAUGAGGCUCCCUCACUGCAGCUGCCGGUCACAGAGCCAUGCGCCAACGUAGGCCCUCCCCGAGAGAAUUGCUUGCUUUACCAGCACUUGCCAGUGACCCGAUUCCCCUGUGCCCUGGCUUCUGAGGCCAGACACUUCCUGCUUGACGGGGAGCCAAGACCCUUGGCAGUGAGGCAGCCCACCCCUGAACACCCAGUCAUGGCGGACCUCAGUGGGAGAGAGGUGGAGCUGCGCCUGCAGCUACGGGUCCCGGGGGUCGGCCACUACGUGGUCGUGGUCGAGUAUGCCACGGAAGCAGACCAGCUGUCUGAGGCCGACGUGCACGUGCAGGGCCCCGGGACUGACCAGGCAGGCCGGGUGAACAUCUACAGCUGCAAAUACAGCGUCCUCUGCCGGAGCGCUGUGACCGACAGCAGGAGUCGCCUUGCUGUGUACGAGCUGUUAGAAGAUGCAGACGUUUGGCUCAAAGCACGGAUGGCUCCAUUCCUUCUGCAUCAAAUUUGUAUCGUACCCACUGAAGAAUUCUCAGUGGAAUAUUUGAGACCUCACGUCAAAUGCAUUGCCAGUUAUGGGAGACUUGUUAAUGAAAGUGCCACCUGUAUCUCCUUGGUCCCUGAAGCUCCUCCAACAGCAUUAAUUUUGGAUGUUCCGAGUGGUGGGUCUUCCCCUCUCCCGCCCCAGGACCCUUUACCUUCUGCUGACGCUGUUACUGGAGUCACCUUGAAGGCCCCACAGAACCAAGUGACCUUGCGAGGACUCGUACCGCGUCCGGGUCGAUAUGUCAUUGUGGUCCAUUUUUAUCAACCAGUGCAUCCGACGUUCCUGGCACAGGUGUCUGUGGACAGAGGGCGGCUGCAGCCAGGCAUCUUCCGUGCCUCUUUUUGCCCCCAUGUGCUUGGCUGCUGGGACCAAGUGAUCGCCGGAGAUCAGGUUGAGUUUGACAUCUCGGAGCCGGAGGUGGCUGUGACUGUGAAGUUUCCAGAAGGAAAGUCCUUAGUUUGGGUCCGUGUCCUAGUGGUGCCUGCGGAGAAUUACGACUACCAAAUCCUUCACAGAAAAUCAGUGGACAAGUCAUUUGAGUUUGUCACCAAUUGUGGAGGGGACAGUUUUUAUAUUGACCCCCAGAAAGCCUCUGGAUUCUGUAAGGAUUCUGCCAGGUCCCUGGUGGCCCUUUACCAUGACGGUGCACUGCCUUGUGAGUGCCACCCCGCCGGGGCCAUUGGCCAUCACUGCAGCCCAGAGGGCGGGCAGUGCCCAUGCCGGCCCCAUGUCAUUGGGCGGCAGUGUACCCGCUGUCAAGUGGGCUACUACGGAUUCCCGCACUGCAAGCCAUGCACCUGCGGCCGGCGCCUUUGUGAGGAGACGAUGGGGAGGUGCCUUUGCCCGCCCCGCACGGUCAGGCCCCAGUGUGAUGCGUGUGAGACACAUUCCUUCAGUUUCCACCCGCUGGCCGGCUGCGAAGGCUGCAACUGUUCCAGGACAGGCACCGACGGGGCUGCCAUCCCAGAAUGUGACAGGGACCAUGGACGGUGCAGAUGCAAGCCCAGAAUCACAGGGCGGCAGUGUGACCGGUGUGCUUCCGGCUUCUACCGCUUCCCUGAGUGCCUCCCCUGCCAAUGCAACAGAGAUGGGACUGAGCCAGCAGGCUGUGACCUGGAGACAGGGUCUUGCCUCUGCAAGGAAAAUGUGGAAGGUACGGAAUGUAACGUGUGUCAGGAAGGGUCAUUCUACCUGGACCCAGCGAACCCCAAAGGUUGCACCAGCUGCUUCUGUUUCGGGGUCAGUCAUCACUGUAACAGCUCACAUAAGAGAAGAGCUAAGUUUGUGGAUAUGAUGGGCUGGCGCCUGGAGACGGCAGACGGAGUGGACAUCCCCAUCUCCUUCAACCCGGGCAGCAGCAGCGUGGUGGCCGACCUCCAGGAGCUGCCCUCAACGGUUCACAGCGUGUCGUGGGUCGCCCCUGCUUCCUACCUGGGGGACAAGGUUUCCUCAUAUGGUGGCUACCUCACCUACCAAAUGAAGUCCUUUGGACUGCCUGGUGACAUGUUUCUUCUGGAAAAGAAGCCAGAUGUGCAGCUCACCGGUCAGCACAUGUCCGUCAUCUAUGAGGGGCCGAAUCACCCCCGGCCAGACCGGCUGCAUCAUGGGCGAGUGCAGGUGGUAGAGGGAAACUUCAGACGCACCAGCAGCGGUGCCCCCGUGUCUCGGGAAGAGUUGAUGAUGGUGCUGUCUAGACUGCAAGGUGUGCACCUCCGGGGCCUCUACUUCACCGAGACACAGCGGCUCACCCUGAGCGGGGUGGGGCUGGAGGAGGCCUCGGAAACAGGAAGUGGACGUCGAGCACAGAACGUAGAGAUGUGUGCCUGCCCCCCUGACUACACAGGUGACUCAUGUCAGGGUUGUAGCCCUGGAUACUAUCGGGAUAACAAAGGCUUAUAUACCGGACGGUGUGUUCCCUGCAAUUGCAACGGACAUUCAAAUCGCUGCCAGGAUGGCUUGGGAAUAUGCAUUAACUGCCAGCAUAACACUGCCGGGGAGCACUGUGAGCACUGCAAAGAGGGUUACUAUGGGAACGCUGUCCACGGAUCCUGCAGGGUCUGCCCGUGUCCUCAUUCAAACAGUUUUGCCACCGGCUGUGCUGUGACUGGGAGAAACGUGAAGUGCUCCUGCAAAGCUGGAUACACAGGAACACAAUGCGAAAGGUGUGCACCAGGAUAUUUUGGAAAUCCCCAGAAAUUUGGAGGCAGCUGCCAACCAUGCAGCUGUAACAGCAACGGCCAUUUGGGCAGUUGUGACCCCCUGACGGGAGACUGCAUAAACCAAGAACCCAAAGACGGUGGCCCUGGAGAAGAAUGUGACGAUUGUGACAGCUGUGUGAUGACGCUCUUGAACGACCUGGCCACCAUGGAGGACGAGCUCCUCCUGGUCAAGUCUCAGCUGCAGGGCCUGAGUGCCAGCGUGGGGAGCCUGGAACAGAUGAGGCACUUGGAGACCCAGACCAAGGACCUGAGGAGCCAGUUGCUCAGCUACAGUUCCACCAUUUCAAACCAUAAAUCAAAACUGGAUGGCUUGGAAAAAGAACUGAGUAGCUUGAAUCGCGAAUUUGAAACUUUGCAAGAAAAGGUUCAAAUAAAUUCCAGAAAAGCUCAAACAUUAUAUAACAAUGUUGAUCGGACAACCCAAAGUGCCAAAGAGCUGGACACAAAGAUUAAAAAUGUCAUCCGGAAUGUGCACAUUCUUGUGAAGCAGAUCUCUGGGACAGAAGGAGAAGGAAACAACUUGCCUUUGGAAGAUUUUUCCAGAAAGCUGGCUGAAGCGGAACGCAUGUUGAGGGAACUGAGGAACCGCAACUUUGGGAAGAACCUGAGGGAAGCAGAAGCUGAAAAAAGAGAGGCUCAGCUUCUGCUGAUUCGGAUAAGGAGCUGGCUGGAAAACCACCAGGUGGAGAACAAUGGGCUUGUUAAGAAUAUACGAGAUUCUUUAAAUGAAUACGAAGCCAAACUCAGUGACCUCCGUGCCGCUCUACAGGAGGCCAGUGCCCAAGCAAAGCAGGCCACCGGCCUCAACCGAGAAAACGAGAGGGCUUUGGAAUCCAUCAAGAGACAACUUAAAGAAAUGAAUUCCCUCCAGAGUGACUUCACCAAGCAUCUAGCCACUGCAGACUCUUCCUUACUGCAAACUAAUGUUGCCUUGCAGCUGAUGAGUAAAAGCCAUGAGGAAUAUGAAAAACUAGCUGUCACUUUAAAUGAAGCAAGACACGAACUAAAUGACAAAGUGAGAGAACUUUCCAAAUCGUCCAGUAAAGCAUCCCUGGUGGGGGAGGCAGAGAAGCACGCGCAGUCUUUACAGGAGCUGGCAAGGCAGCUGGAGGAGAUCAAGAGGAACACCAGUGGAGAUGAGCUGGUACGCUGUGCCGUGGACGCUGCCACCGCCUAUGAGAACAUCCUCAAUGCCAUCAAAGCAGCCGAGGACGCAGCGGACAAGGCCACCAGCGCGUCUGAGGCUGCCCUCCAGACAGUGAUAAAGGAAGAUGUUCCAAGAAAAGCUAAAACCCUGAGUUCCAACAGCGAUCAUCUGUUAAAUGAAGCCAAGAUAACCCAGAAGAAGCUACAGCAAGAAAUCAGUCCAGCUCUCAACAACCUGCAGCAAACUCUGAAAAUUAUGACCAUUCAGAAAGGGCUGGUAGACACCAAUCUCACGACCAUCCGUGAUGAUCUUCGUGGGAUACAGAGAGAUGACAUCGAUGGUAUAAUCAAUAGUGCAAAGAGCAUGGUCAGAAAUGCCAACGACAUCACAAAUGAUGUUCUAGAUGGGCUCAACCCCAUUCAGACAGACGUGGAAAGAAUUAAGGAUACCUAUGGGAGCACCGGGAGUGAAGACUUCAACAAGGCUCUCACUGAUGCAGAUAAUUCAGUAAAGAAACUAACCAACAAACUGCCUGAUCUUUUGAACAAAAUUGAAAGUAUCAACCAACAGCUGUUGCCACUGGGCAACAUCUCUGACAACAUGGACCGCAUACGGGAGCUAAUUCAGCAGGCCAGAGAUGCUGCGAAUAAGGUCGCCAUCCCCAUGAGGUUCAACGGUAAAUCUGGAGUGGAAGUGCGUCUGCCAAAUGACCUGGAGGAUUUGAAAGGAUACACAUCUCUUUCUUUGUUUCUCCAAAGACCUGAAUCAACAGAAAGUGGGAGGACCGAGAAUAUGUUUGUGAUGUACCUCGGAAAUAAAGAUGCCUCCAGGGACUACAUAGGCAUGGCAGUCGUAGAUGGCCAGCUCACGAGCGUCUACAACCUGGGAGAACGCGAGGCUGAACUCCAAGUGGACCAGACGUUGACCAAGAGCGAAACUCAGGAGGCAGUUAUGGACCGGGUGAAAUUCCAGAGAAUUUAUCAGUUUGCAAGGCUUAAUUACACCCGAAAAGCCACAUCCAGUAAGCCAGAAACUCCUCAGUUCCAUGACAUGGAUAGUGGGAAUAGCAACACACUCCUCGAUUUGGAUCCUGAAAAUGUUGUAUUUUAUGUUGGAGGUUACCCAUCUGGUUUUAGACUUCCUAGUAGUCUGAGAUUCCCUCCAUACAAAGGUUGUAUUGAAUUAGAUGACCUCAAUGAAAAUGUUCUGAGCUUGUACAACUUCAAAAAGACCUUCAAUCUCAACACGACAAAAGUGGAGCCUUGUAGAAGGAGAAAGGAAGAAUCAGACAAAAAUUAUUUUGAAGGUACAGGCUAUGCUCGAGUUCCAACUCAACCAAAUGCCCCCUUCCCAAUAUUUGGACAGACAAUUCAGACCACCGUGGAUAGAGGUUUGCUGUUCUUUGCAGAAAACCAGGAUCGCUUCAUAUCUCUCAGUAUAGAAGAUGGCAGUCUCAUGGUGCGAUACAAACUGAAUUCAGAGCAACCAAAAGAAAAAGGAAUUAGAGGCAUCAUAAACGACGGGAAAGAUCAUUUGAUUCUGAUCAAAAUUGGAAAAGCCCAAAAAGUUAUGCGGAUAAAUGUGGAUUCUCAAAACAUUAAAAUUGAAGGUGAUAUAUUUGAUUUCAGCACAUAUUAUCUGGGAGGAAUUCCAAUUACAAUCAGGGAAAGGUUUAACAUUUCUACACCUGCUUUCCGAGGCUGCGUGAAAAACCUGAAGAAGACCACUGGUGUCGUUAGACUGAAUGAUACUGUGGGCGUAACAAAAAAGUGCUCGGAAGACUGGAAGCUCGUGCGAUCUGCCUCAUUCUCCAGGGGAGGACACUUGAGCUUCACCAAUUUGGACUUCCCGUUGCCCAGCCACUUCCAGGCCUCCUUUGGGUUUCAGACCUUUCAACCCAGUGGCAUCUUAUUAAAUCAUCAGACAGGGGCAAGCAGCCUACAGGUCACCCUGGAAGAUGGCCACAUUGAACUGAGCCGCAGGGACAGCAGCAGCCCAAUUUUCACAUCUCCACAGACGUACAUGGAUGGUUUACUGCAUUACGUGUCCGUAAUAAGCGACAACUCUGGGCUCCGGCUCCUCAUUGAUGACCAGCCUCUGAAAAAUAGCCAAAGGCUGCUAGGCUUUUCACAUUCCCAGCAAUCCCUGCGUCUGGGCGGGAGUCAAUUUGAGGGCUGCAUCAGCAACGUUUUCAUCCAGAGAUUAUCAGAGAGUCCCGAAGUCCUAGAUUUGGCCAGUAAAUCCACCAAGAGAGAUGUGUCCCUGGGAGGCUGCAGUUUGAACGAAUCACCUUUUCUAACGUUGCUUAAAGGGUCUACAAGGUUUAACAAAGCCGAGACUUUCAAUAUCCACCAGCCAUUGUGUGACACGCCAGCUGCCUCCCCAAGGAGCUUGAAGGUGAGGGGAGAUGCCCAGUCUUGCCCACCACUUCCAGAGACCCAGGCCAGCCACGGAGCCCUCAGGUUUGGGGACAGUCCCACCAGCCACUUGCUAUUCACGCUUCCCCAGGAGUUGCUGAAACCCAGGUCACAGUUUGCUGUGGACUUGCAGACAACGGCGUCCAGAGGGCUCGUGUUUUACACAGGCACUAAGAACUCCUUUAUGGCUCUUUAUCUUUCGAAAGGACGUCUGGUCUUUGCACUGGGGGCAGGAGGGAAACAACUGAAGCUCAAAAGCAAAGAGAAGUACAGUGACGGGAAGUGGCACACGGUGGCAUUUGGGCAAGAUGGAGAAAGGGGGCGCUUGGUUGUGGAUGGUCUGAGGGCCCGGGAGGGAAGUUUGCCUGGAACUUCCACCGUCAGCCUCAGAGGACCAGUUUACCUGGGAUCGUCUCCAUCAGGGAAACCAAAGACCCUCCCCCAAAACAGCUUUGUGGGAUGCCUGAGGAACUUUCAGCUGGAUUUGAAACCCCUGGACACGGCUUCUGCAAGCUUUGGGGUGUCUCCCUGUUUGGAUGGCUCUUUGGAGAAAGGCAUCUAUUUUUCUCAAGAAGGAGGUCAUGUCAUCCUAGCUAACUCCGUGCUUUUGGGGCCAGAAUUUAAGCUUGUUUUCAGCAUUCGCCCGAGAAGUCUCACUGGAAUUCUAAUUCACAUCGGAAGUCAACCCGGGGAGCACUUAUGUGUUUAUAUGGAGGCAGGAAAGGUCACGGCCUCUGUGGGCAGUGAGGCAGGUGGGAUCCUGACAUCGGUCACACCAAAGCAAUCUCUGUGUGACGGACAGUGGCACUCAGUGACAGUCACCAUAAAACAGCACAUCCUGCACCUGAAACUGGACGCAGACUAUAGUUCCACCGCUGGACGGCACCCCGUCCCCACUGCCCGCACGCGGGAGCAUCUGCACAUUGGAGGUGUCCCAGCUACUUUGAAAACCCUGAAGCUUCCCGUGUCGAAAUCCUUUUUUGGCUGCCUGAAGAAUAUUCAAGUCAACCACAUUCCUGUCCCUGUCACUGAAGCUGCAGAAGUUCGGGGGACUGUGAGUCUCAAUGGCUGUCCUGACCACUAACUAAACCCAUCACAAGGCAGGGAAGUUCACCUCCGGAAGCACUGAUUACCCAACGCCCCUCCCUCUCCCCUCUCAAGGUCAUUCUUGACUUAAGACACCAUCCCGAUGGGUUUAUUAGCAAAUCUCAUUUUUAAUUCCAACCACACAUACCCAUCAUUUUGGCAUUCAGUGCUACAUAUAUAUUUUACAUAAAAAUCCCAUUUCUUGAAGAGGAUGAACAAAUCCUUACAUGCUUCUGGUAAUAUCAUUUUCCACUAAAAGUUUGAUGUCUUUUAAAGAACAUUAUUU
Molecule: messenger RNA, 10299 nt
Organism: Mesoplodon densirostris (Blainville's beaked whale)
Lineage: Eukaryota; Metazoa; Chordata; Mammalia; Artiodactyla; Ziphiidae
Gene: LAMA3
Product: laminin subunit alpha 3
Exons: 75
Coding region: 79-10011 (3310 amino acids)
Biological process (GO): cell adhesion; regulation of cell migration; regulation of embryonic development
Cellular component (GO): basement membrane
Molecular function (GO): signaling receptor binding
Source: RefSeq, a predicted model, not a curated record